Molecule: messenger RNA, 2357 nt
Organism: Enhydra lutris kenyoni (northern sea otter)
Lineage: Eukaryota; Metazoa; Chordata; Mammalia; Carnivora; Mustelidae
Product: bile acid-CoA:amino acid N-acyltransferase-like
Biological process (GO): acyl-CoA metabolic process; fatty acid metabolic process
Cellular component (GO): peroxisome
Molecular function (GO): fatty acyl-CoA hydrolase activity
Source: RefSeq, a predicted model, not a curated record
AAGGCAGACAUCUAAGGACUGAACCACCGAGGCGCCCCUAUAUCAGGAUAUUUUUAGAGCUGAAUCCCAAGCAGCCAGGUUCCUGGUCCAGUUCACCUUUCAUUAAUCUUAUCACUGUCUUAUUUAAUUUUCCCAUGUAUCUAUUUUUUACAUCCAGGUCUUACUACAAACAUUACUGAGAAUCAUCCCAGGUGCCUCAUUGUAACAAUGAUUCAGCUGACAGCUACACCGGCAAAUGCACUUGUUGAUGAACCCGUGCACAUUCGUGCUACUGGCCUGUCUCCCUUUCAAGUAGUGAUUCUUCAGGCCUCCCUGGCAGAUGAGAAGGGGAACCUAUUUCAUUCUCAAGCCUACUGUAAGGCCAAUGAAGCUGAGGUAGACCUGCAGCAGGCCCCUUUGCUGGGAGGUGACUACAUCGGAGUCCACCCUAUGGGUCUCUUCUGGUCCCUGAAACCUGAAAAAUUUUUAAUGAAAUUGGUGAAAAGAGAUGUGAUGAAUAGCCCCUUCCUGGUCCAAAUAAAACUUUAUGAUUCAAAUUUGGAAUUAACCGACAUCGCCACCACUGCUCCAAAAGUCAGCCUGACUUUGGAGAGGUGGUAUGUAGCACCUGGUGUCAAACGGAUCCAAGUUCGGGAAGGCCACCUUCGGGGAGCCCUCUUCCUCCCUCCUAGAAAGGGCUGUUUCCCAGGGAUAAUUGACUUGUUUGGUGGUAUUGGUGGACUGAUUGAGUACCGGGCCAGUCUCCUGGCCAGUCGUGGCUUUGCCUCCUUGGCCUUGGCUUACUUUAACUAUGAAGAUUUGCCUGCCCAACCAGAAAAGACAGAAUUAGAUUAUUUUGAGGAAGCUGUCAACUUUCUCCUGAGACAUCCUAAGGUCCUCGGCCCAGGCAUUGGCAUAGUUUCCAUAAGCAAAGGUGCAGAGAUUGGACUCUCCAUGGCUAUUCACCUAAAACAAGUCACAGCUACUGUGCUUAUUAAUGGGCCCAACUUCAUCUUGAGAAUCCCACAGGUAUAUCGUGGUCAGAUAAGUAAGCCCUUAGCCUUCUCUCCACAAUCGCUGUCCAUCAAUGCCUUGGGGUUAGUAGAGUUCCAGCACGGCUUUGAGGAAGCUAGAUGUGAAGCCAGUGAGACUUCCCUUCUCCCCAUUGAAAAGGCCCAGGGACAUUUCCUUUUCAUUGUGGGAGAAGAUGAUAAGAAUCUCAACAGCAAAGUGUAUGCUGAGCAAGCCACCCAACAGCUGAGCAGAUACAGGAAGAACAACUGGACCCUGCUAUCUUACCCUGGGGCAGGCCACCUGUUAGAGCCUCCCUAUUCCCCACUGUCACUGUUGUUGAGUUCUGCCAUUCAAACACAAAAGCAGCAUAGUCUGGCCAUAAUGAAUGUUCAUGGCUGUGUUCCAUUUAAACUUUAUUUAUGGAAACUGACAUUUGCAUUUCAUAUAAUUUUUACAUGUAACAGAAUAGUAAUUUUCUUUUUCUUUUUUUUUCUAAGCAUUGGCCAAUGUAAAAGCCACGCUUAGCUUGUGGGCAGUAGAAAAACAGGCUGUUGGCUAGAUUUAGCUCACAGGGCAUAGUCUGAUGACCUUGGGUGUAGAAUGAUCCAAAUUACUUUGUCCAAGGUCAAAUUUGACGUAUUUCCUCUAACGGGCAAGUCAUAAUCCACAUAUUCCUGAGCUACUGAAUUGCAAUGGGUAGAAGUGGAAGGUAGAUAAUCAAGUGAAGAUGAACCAGUAAAAAGGUACUUUGAAUGAUUUUGUAGGUGUGUUGGGGGAGCCAACAAGGAGUUAGAGGGACAGAAGUAAUACACAAACACUUCACGGUAUCUGCCUAAACUCUUUUUCUUUCAUCUGCUUUCUGAUACUUCCUCUGUUUUAGAGUGCAAUCAUUCCAUUCAGGAUGAGCGAGGCUAUUAGCCUCCCACCUUUCUCACUCAGAGAAGUUUUUACAUUUCCCACACCCAGUCAAUCAGACUACGUCACUUCUUUGACUCUAAUAAUCAUGUAAUUGCAAUGGCUAAUACCGCCUACUGUAUAUGCUACAUAAUAACUAGAUAGAUUAGAUGCUAUAUCAUUAGUUAUAUAUGCCAUAUGCUAUAUAAUAGCUAACAUAGUGGGUUUAAUGGGUAUAAUUAUUUUUGUUUCCCCUUCCAGACUUCAGGAAGAAUGAGAUGUUUAUGAGAUACGAUGUUUGUGUUUUAUAUCCCUUGAUUUACAUUUUGUGGAUUUUCAGAACUAAGAAGGUCUUAAAAAUUUUUUUUCAUAUAUUCUGUUCUGUAUCACUACUACAAAUAUUGGCAGGCAGGCAGAUCAAAAAACCAUUCUUUUUAUUUAUUUAUUUAUGUGCCAGAGAGAGAGAGAGA